ACUGAGCUAAACCCUCAACCCCAUUUAAUGAACUUUUAAUCUCUAGAAUUUGGGUUUUCUUCAGAAUUUCUUUCUCUUUGUGAAAUUCCAUUUUAAUACCUUUUCAGUGACCUCUGUUUGUACUUAGCAGCUUGAGGUUUCUUUAUUUCCCUUGAUCAUAUUUAUAAUCAUCCUUUUGAAUUAUUUGUCUGAAAUUUCAUCUAAGUCAUUCUCAUCAGGGGCCAUUACUCUGCAAUUUAUAUUCUUGGGAGGGGACUACACCUUUUUGUUUUUCCUGUUACCAUUUUUAUUUGUUUGGAUUUGUUAUAAGGAGUUAGGUCAUUGAGUGAAUUUAUUUUCUAUAUAUAUUGCUUUAUUUACUUCCCUGUUUUGGAUCAGGCAGCAGGUUGGUGAGCAUUGGAGGCUCUGUCACAUAAGAUGAGCAGCACGGGAGUGGGCAAGUGAACUGGGGGACACAAUGCUCAAUAACAUGAAUGCUCACCUCCUGGAGGAAUGGGUAGCAUCCGCUACAAAGGCCAUGGACAAGCCAAGCUCGUCUGCAACUUCUCCUUCAGUGAACCUGGAUGUGACCUCCAACUUUGACAGAUUUUUUAAGAAUUUCAAGAGGGAAAGUAAAAUCAUCUCUGAGGACCAGAUUCAGUUGAUUGAAAACCACCUGAAAAAUAAAGAUACCCAGGAAGCACUUUCCGUAAUCAGUGAUGCAGUGAGAGAUAUUGAGAAUGCCCCACUGAACAUUGCUGUGACAGGGGAGUCUGGGGCAGGGAAGUCCACGUUCAUCAAUGCCCUGAGGGGACUGGGGCAUGAAGAAGAAGGUUCAGCUGCCACUGGGGCAGUGGAGACCACCAUGGAGAGAACACCAUACCAACACCCAAAGUUCCCCAGAGUGACAAUAUGGGACCUGCCCGGCAUUGGGUCCACCACCUUCAAACCAGAAAAUUACCUCACGGAAAUGAAGUUUCAAGAGUAUGAUUUCUUCAUCAUCAUCUCUGCUACGCGCUUCAAAGAAAAUGAUGCACAGCUGGCCAAAGCCAUUGCAAAGAUGAAUCUGAAUUUCUACUUUGUUCGAACCAAGGUGGAUAAUGAUAUAAGCAAUGAGCAAAGGAGUAAACCCAAGAGUUUCAAUAAGGAGAGUGUCCUGCAGAGAAUUCGGGAUGACAGUUUGAGACAUCUCUGUGAGGCUCUCUGCAGAAAUCCUCCAGUCUUCUUAGUCUCUAGCUUUGAUGUGGCUGAUUAUGACUUUCCCCAACUGCAGUCCACCCUCCUGAGUGAGCUCCCAGCCCACAAGCGCCACAUCUUCAUGUUGUCCCUGCAGAGUGUGACAGAGGACGCCAUUAACCUAAAGAGGGAUUCCCUGAAGCAGAAAGUCUAUCUAGAGGCCCUGAAGAGUGGGUUAAUAGCCACUCUUCCAUUAGGGGGCAUGUACAUAGAUGACAAUAUGGAAGAGACCUUGAAUCUCUACAGGUCUUACUUUGGUCUGGAUCAUGGCUCACUGAAAAAUAUUGCCAAGGACUUUAAUAUGUCUGUGAAUGACCUCGAGGCGUACAUCAAGUCUCCACAUCUGUUGAGAGAAGUCCAAGACAAGACCUUUCUUGAAAAACUAUGGGAAAACGUUGGAUUUGUUUCUUCAGUCACUGGGGGACGCUUUUACUUCAAGAAGACCAAUUAUUGGCAAAGUUACUUCCUUGAUACUGUGGCAAGUGAUGUCAAAGAUCUCCUGAAUAAAGAGCUCUUUGCAAAGAAGUCGGGAUCAUUCAGGUUUAACACCAGAAAAGUGAUUGUUGACUAUUCGUGGUGA
Molecule: messenger RNA, 1795 nt
Organism: Nannospalax galili (Upper Galilee mountains blind mole rat)
Lineage: Eukaryota; Metazoa; Chordata; Mammalia; Rodentia; Spalacidae
Product: T-cell-specific guanine nucleotide triphosphate-binding protein 1-like
Biological process (GO): cellular response to interferon-beta; defense response
Cellular component (GO): endoplasmic reticulum membrane
Molecular function (GO): GTPase activity; GTP binding
Source: RefSeq, a predicted model, not a curated record